Messenger RNA from Setaria italica (foxtail millet), 2588 nucleotides. RefSeq names its product protein trichome birefringence-like 6. Gene Ontology annotation, molecular function: O-acetyltransferase activity. Bases 415 to 2415 code for a protein of 666 amino acids. Lineage: Eukaryota; Viridiplantae; Streptophyta; Magnoliopsida; Poales; Poaceae. The transcript has 5 exons. The record is from RefSeq and is a predicted model, not a curated record. Gene Ontology annotation, cellular component: Golgi apparatus.
UCUCGUCCACCACAUUUUGAUCAUUUGAGAUGCAGCCACUUCAAAACCAUGAGCCAUCUCAGAAAGGGGGUGUUCAAAAAAGCAUGAGCUGAUGAGCCCAUCAUGAGGCUUAAAAAAAAAAAAACGGGGGGGACACCUGCUUCUCUUCGAUAUCCAAGAAAGCCCACUAAAAAAAGAGGUCAUCCCAAGAAAACACGGGUCAGAGCUGAACAUUAUUCAGGUACGGUUAUGCUAACUCCCCACUUACUCCACGACACCCCAAAGUCCCCGCUCCGUUUCCGUUACACCGGCCCCCUCCUCGCCUUCGUCCACUCCCCGCCGCUCCGCCUUCAUUACCACGCCAGCCGCGCGGCUAGCAAUUGCCGCGCCAGCCGUAGCUUCCUGCCCCGCGGCCGCGGACCGUAGCACGGAGCAAUGGAGAGGCAGAGGAGCUCCUCCACCUCCUCCUCUAACUCUUCUUAUUCCUCCUCGUACCACCUCGUAAGUCCCAAGAGCCUCCUCCUCCUCUCCUUCGCCUCCUCGUCGCUCCUCUUCUCGUUCCUCUUCGCGCUCUUCGCCCUCCGCCACGGCCGCCCGCUUCCAUUCGCUUCCGCACACAUCAGCGCCAAUGGCUCCGCUGUGGACAUUGAGCGGGCGCCGGCUCUUGGGGGUCCCGUGGGCGGCGCGGGGGUGGUGGAGGUCGACGAGGCGGUUCGCGGGAGGCGGAGCAAGGAUUGGGUAGCGGAGGGAACCCGCCGCGCGGGUGCCGGCGACCUAUCGCCGGCUCCGGUCGUGGGCUCGGGCUCGGCGAUAGAGGUGAAAGGAGAGGUUACUGGAGGAGGAAAUGGUGGGGCACCCGCGAAUGGUGAGGUUUUGGGGGGCCAAGAGAUUGCGGAAGCUGGAAACUACUCGUCGAUUGGAGCCUUGGGUUUGGCUAUAGAUUCUAAAGAAGAAGCUGUUCGUGUCGGCGUAGAUGGCGAGAAGUUGGAGAAAGAUUCAUCAGUGUCCGAGAAGCCGAACUCCGCCGAAGGCAAGAAUCUUAGCAAAAAGGCAGAGACGCCGUUAGAUGUUGGCAAUGCUUCUGCUUCCGUGGAAGUAACGGCAACAGCGGAGAAAUUGGAGGGAGCAGAGUCUGUGAGAGCUGUCAAUUUCUCCAUGGAAGCCUCAGGUACUGUAAUGGUGGUGAGAGGCGAAUCCUUGCAAGAUGGUUAUGUGGGGAAUGAAUACAGUUCCUCUGUACAAGCAGCUUAUGCUUAUCAGCGAGGGGAGCAACGGGAAAGCUCAGAUCAUUCAGCUGGGAAGAACAACUCCGUGGCAGCUCCAGCCAAUCCAGUUAAGCAAGAUCCUAAUCUGAUUGAGGAAGCCGUCGCGAGCAAAAUGGAUUCCUCGCAAAUCGAUGCAGUACAUUGUGAUGUUUAUGACGGGGGUUGGGUGUUUGAUGAGACCUAUCCACUUUACACGAGUGAUUCAUGCCCAUUUAUAGAUGAAGGAUUCAGCUGUGGAGCAAAUGGUAGAAUGGAUGACAACUACAUGAAGUGGAGGUGGCAGCCUAAGAAUUGCAAUAUCCCGAGGUUCGAUGCUAGGAGAAUGCUUGAGAUGCUGCGAGGAAAGCGGCUAGUGUUUAUCGGGGACUCCAUAAAUAGGAACCAGUGGGAAUCCAUGAUGUGCUUGCUGAGAAUGGCAGUCUCAGAUCCUGCUAGGAUUCAUGAAACUCGUGGCCGGAAGAUCACUAAAGAGAAAGGGGAUUACAACUUCAAGUUCUUGGACUACAACUGCAGUGUGGAAUUUCAUGUGACACAUUUCUUGGUGCACGAAGGCAAGGCAAGAAUUGGCCAGAAGCGCACAAAGACACUACGGAUCGAUACCAUUGAUCGAAGCUCAUCAAGAUGGAAAGGUGCUGACGUGCUUGUGUUUAACACUGCCCAUUGGUGGUCGCAUCACAAAACAAAAGCUGGAGUGAAUUAUUAUCAAGAGGGGGAUCAUGUUCACCCCCAUCUCGAUGCCUAUACUGCUUACCAAAGAGCACUAACCACUUGGGCAUCGUGGGUCGAUCGUUACAUCAAUCCACAGCAAACUCGAGUGUUUUUCCGAAGCACAUCCCCAUCGCAUUUCAGCGGAGGAGAGUGGAAUUCAGGGGGACACUGCAGAGAGAGCACGGUGCCCCUUAAUGAUACUCAUGCAAGGCCGGUACCUGAGAGAAACGUGAUCCUGGAACAAGUCACAAAGCAAAUGAAGACUCCUGUGACAGUUCUGAACAUUACCAAUCUAUCUGGGAUCAGGAUAGACGGUCACCCAUCUGUGUAUGGCCGGAAGGCGGUAGGUUUAACAGCAUCAAGCGUUCAGGAUUGCAGCCAUUGGUGCCUCCCUGGAGUCCCGGAUGCAUGGAAUGAGCUGUUAUUCUACCAUUUAGUGUCGUCACAAGAAAAAAGGAUGUAACAAGUUAGUGACUCAAUUAAUUGCCCCCUUUUUUUUGUUGGGUGGGGUCUUUAUUCUCGUCUGUAAAUGUAAAUUUGAUUUGAAGAGCGAGCACAAAUGUGGCUCAUAGAUUCCGUCGUAUCAAAAUAUAGAUUUUAAAAGCCAUGGCUAUAUCCAUCUCGGCUAUUAGAUUC